AUGGAGGAACUUGCCGUUUAUCACGGAGCCAUCAGCAAGGCUGUAGCUGAGAAACUGUUGGGAGCGUGUGGGAGAGAUGGGAGUUAUCUGAUCCGAGACAGCGAGAGUGUACAGGGAACAUACUGCCUCUGUGUGCUAUCUGACACGUAUGUGUAUACAUACAGACUGUACCAAGUGGAGGGCGGCUUUUGGACGGCAGAGACUGCCCCAGGAGCGAGGGAACGGCUCUUCCGAAAACUCAGGAAUCUCAUAGCGUCUUUUACGCGGCCGAACCAGGGCAUUGUGACCCCUCUGCUCUACCCCGUCAUCAGGCUCCCCCGUGACAGGAUCAACAACGUUAAUUAA
Chanos chanos (milkfish) is the source of this 345-nucleotide messenger RNA. RefSeq names its product SH2 domain-containing protein 1A-like. The transcript is spliced from 3 exons. The coding region runs from base 1 to 345 and encodes 114 amino acids. Gene Ontology annotation, biological process: negative regulation of insulin-like growth factor receptor signaling pathway; regulation of immune response. Gene Ontology annotation, cellular component: cytosol. Lineage: Eukaryota; Metazoa; Chordata; Actinopteri; Gonorynchiformes; Chanidae. Gene Ontology annotation, molecular function: inositol-polyphosphate 5-phosphatase activity. The record is from RefSeq and is a predicted model, not a curated record.